AUGCCGAAGGUUCGAAGAUGGGCAGAGCGUCUCAGAAGAGGAGACCCAGAGCUUUACACUGAGCUUUUAGCCCCCGCGCCGGAAGAAGUUCCAGUGCCCUACGAGCGGCCAAGAGCCACCGAAGAGGAGCUUGAAACGGUGCAGCGGCUGAAAGAUUGGAGCGACACCACGCCGCAGGGUUUGGCAAAGGUGAAGAAGCUGCUGGAGGCGAAUGCCACGUCAGCCGAGGUUCAGGAGGCCGGCAUCACUCGCUUGGGCGGCUUGCUGGCCGAGGCCAAAGGCACUGGUAGCGCUCUCCCCAGCAGCUGUGGCUUGACACCCAGUGCCAUGUGCCCAGUGGUCAUGGAGGCGGUGUGCUUGGGUGCGGGACUGGGACUCCUUGGUGUUCGCUUCGGUUGA
This is a messenger RNA of Durusdinium trenchii, 399 nucleotides long. NCBI's taxonomy places the organism in Eukaryota, Dinophyceae, Suessiales, Symbiodiniaceae. The record is from the annotation of a GenBank genome assembly.